AUGGAAUCCUUCUUCACAGAGGGAGCCCGUGUGUGGGUGAAAGAGAAGGAGCAACUGGUUCCAGCUACAGUCAACUCCUGUGGGGAUGGGACCCUGGUGCUCACCACAGACUAUGGAGAGGUGCUGUAUCUGCAGACGGCGGAGGUCACCAGGGAGAAGGUGUACGCCAUGCACCCGUCCAGUAUUAGCGGGGUGGAAGACAUGUCGGCCCUGGCAGAGCUCCACGAGGCGGCCAUCAUGCACAACCUGCACCAGCGCUACCAGAAGGACAACAUCUACGUGAGUGCAGCUCUUAUCAAUGUGGUUGUUAUAGACACGUUGAGCAUUUUCAAUAAAUAA
This is a messenger RNA of Knipowitschia caucasica, 339 nucleotides long. The record is from the annotation of a GenBank genome assembly. NCBI's taxonomy places the organism in Eukaryota, Metazoa, Chordata, Actinopteri, Gobiiformes, Gobiidae.